GUUUCAACAACUGGGAGAAGAAGUUCAGGUUGCCUGCCGGUCAGAUCCCGAAAAUGCAAAGAUCCACCGUCAGUUUCCUACACCAGCCGGUGAUAACAUCUCAGCCGUCCAUCCGCCACGCUUAUUCCGCCCAGUGACAUGACAUUUAACUGCUUUUAAAUUCCCUCUUUCAAGUCCGAACACUCUCAACUCAACAUCUUUUUCCCCCUUUCGUAUCAAUUCAGCUCAAAAAAAAAAAAACACCUUCACGUCAGCCCUAAUUUCACAAUUCAUUUAUGGGAGAGGAAGGUGCAACUGCUGAAGUUGCAGAGACGGUGGAAAACGGGACUGUCUCUACAGAUAAAGCAGCCAAUGAUGUGAGUGAGAAAAAGGAGGCGGUUGAAGAGAUGGAGAAAGAUGUAAAAGAAAAGAAAGAAGGAGAAGGAGAGGAAGAAAAAGGGAAUGAAGAACCCGAGAGUGGGCCAAUGGAAGUUGAUGACAAGAAAGCUCCAGACGAGGAGACGGAGAAUAAGGAUACAGAAGCUGCUGAUUCAAAAGAGGAAGAAGAGAAUAACAAAGAAGAGAAUCAAGAAGAAGAGGAUCAGGAAGAGACCCCAGAGGAGAAGAGAACGAAAAAAGGCGCAAAAAAGAAGGGCGGUGAUGAAAAAAGUAACAGCAAGACAAAAGCAUCAGUGGAGAAAAAAGAAAAAGAACCAACAACUCCUGCUGUUCCUACAAUUGAACGGCCUGUACGGCAACGGAAGUCUGUAGAACGACUGGUUGCUGUCAUUGAGAGAGACAGUACCAAGGAAUUCCAUAUAUUAAAGGGCUGUGGUACAGCACUGAAAGAUAUUCCCAAUGUUGCAUACAAGUUAUCAAAGAGGAAGGCGAACGAUGACACUCUCAAACUGCUCCAUACUAUCUUAUUUGGGAGGAGAGGAAAGGCUUUGCAGGUCAAGAGUAAUAUCUUGCAGUUUUCUGGCUUUGUCUGGCCUGAUAAUGAGGAAAAGCAUAAAUUAAGAGUUAAAGAAAAGCUUGACAAGCUUAAUAAAGAGAAGCUCUCGGAGUUCUGUGAUAUAUUUGACAUGACGACAGUCAGCAGAACUAAUAAGGAAGAUAUUGUGGUGAAGCUGAUAGAUUUUAUGUUGACUCCUCAUGCCACAACUAGUGAGCUGCUUGCAGAGAAAGAUCAGUCGACCACAGGUAAAAAGCGUAAGAGGCCAAGCAAGAAAAGCACAUCUGCCUCUGAGGCUACACCUUCUAAAAGCUCAUCUAAGAAGCAGAAAACUAAAAGUGUUUCCGAAGAGGCUAAGAAGAGGGUGGCUGAAACUGAUGAUUCUGAAGAAGAGGGUGGCGAAGAGGAAAAAGACAAUGAAGAACAUGAAGAUGUGAACGGUGCUUCUGAGAAAUCCGAGGAUGGGAAAUCAGAGGAUGUUUCAAGUGAAGAAGAACAUGUGUCUGAACCAGAAUCUGAAGAAGAAAGUAGUAAGAAACGCAAAAGAAGUUCAGCCAAAUCUAAAUCGUCUAAAAAUGAAUCAGGUGUGAAACCUAAAGAGAAGAAGAAAGUAGUUGCUACACCCAAAAAGACUAGCAGCUCACCUGAAAAGAAGAAACCAGUUAAAUCAUCUACCAGUGACUCUAAAGCUGCAAAUCAAAGUGAUCCUGGUACAAAGACGUUCUCAAGGAAAAACAAGAAGAAAGAUGCAGUUGAAGAUAAGCCUGUAACACCAAAGAAACCUGCUCCUAAAGAGAAAAGUGGAAAAAAGACGGAGAAUGAGAAAGGGAAGCCAAAAUCGGAAAAGCAGAAGAUAAGUGAUGAUGACCUUAGAACAGCAAUCUGUGAGAUCCUUAAGGAAGUUGACUUCAAUACGGCAACAUUUACCGAUAUUCUCAAGCAUCUUGCUAAGCGAUUCAAUACGGAUCUGACAUCAAGAAAGGCAUCCAUAAAGUUCAUGAUCCAGGAAGAGCUGACUAAGCUAGCUGACGAGGCUGAGGAAGAGGAUGAAGAGGAACCGGAGAAGACUGGAAAACAAGCAUCCGGGCAAGGGGUCAAGGCUUGAUGAUGGUCUUGCUUUGAUUCGAAAAAAGAAUCAUUUCUUAUGUAGUUUUUGUUUUUUGUUGUUGCUUCUGGUACAAGCAUGUAACUUAAUGUUAUUUCGUUAGGGUGCCCACUGUAGAGGUAGAAGAAGAGUAGAAGUGCAGUGGUAAAUGGUAAUGCUGCUUGUUAUGCAUAAAACAUGACAUGUGAGUAUAAAUUAUAGGAAAAUCUGUCUGUGCUCAUAAUUUGAUGGUUUCAAUAUUUAGACUCAGAUGCUUGUGUUGUUU
Molecule: messenger RNA, 2304 nt
Organism: Helianthus annuus (common sunflower)
Lineage: Eukaryota; Viridiplantae; Streptophyta; Magnoliopsida; Asterales; Asteraceae
Product: protein DEK
Exons: 12
Coding region: 276-2039 (587 amino acids)
Biological process (GO): chromatin organization; regulation of double-strand break repair
Cellular component (GO): nucleus
Molecular function (GO): DNA binding; histone binding
Source: RefSeq, a predicted model, not a curated record